AUGGCCACAGUAGUCACUGGUCACCCAACCGAUGAUGUCAAACACGUACUCCCAGUUUCGCCUGCGAGCUCGUCGAUAAUGGCGCCUCAAGACCGGCAAACGACAUCACCACCCGAGCUGAAGCCAGGCUACGACGGCGAGAGGGGUCGCCGGCGUAGUAGGUCCGUGGAGAAUGAGAGUGAAGAACAGGGUGCCGACGGCGAAGGAAACCAAGCCCACUCUUCGAAUUCUGAUGGGCCGACACGGAAGCGACGGCGGAGUCGUAAAGGUCUGGAUAAAAAAUUCGAAUGUCCUCAUGAGGGUUGCGGAAAGAGCUAUUCGAGGGCUGAGCAUUUGUAUCGACACCAACUGAACCAUAAUCCGAAGCAGAUCUAUCAUUGCGACUAUCCGGAUUGUAAACGAACCUUUGUUAGGCUUGACCUGUGUAACCGCCACAAGGAUCGCCACACAGCCAAGGGUUCUUCACUGAAUCGGAAAGACUCCAUUGCGCGCUCCUCGCCUGCCGCAGAUCGUGGGCCCCAGUAUGGACCCGCGGGUUCUGCUUCUCCCGAAGUGAGCCGGCCCGGCCCCGGCUUCCCUACGGCUAUACGGACCGCACCUCUCCCCUACCAGUCUCCGAAGGAUCACAUCGCGAGUCCCUACAGCCCCGUUGCGCACACACCUCCCGCCGUGUUCGCUAACGGUGUUGAUACCUACAUUCCCCAGGAUGGAGGAUACGGCGCCCCCACUUCGCGGCGCUCUUCAUUCCAUGCCGGAAACACUCCUCGGCCAACCGUGCAGACCAACGUUAACUCGUAUGGCGUUCUCUCUCCGGUGUCUACACAGCACGGCUUCCAUAGCCAACAAACUACAACCCCGCAAUCGGUUGCCUACGUUCCCCAGCAAAACUUCCCUCCUUUCAAACUCCCACCCUCCAACUUUGCCGAUAACGCCGCUCGAGAACAAGAGCAACAAUACCCACCCGCCACAUCUGCUGAGUAUACUGAGAACGGGCAGCAGCCGGCCGAGCUGAUGAUGCUAGACUCGAUGUCUGCCACCCAAGCGCUUCCCGUGUUCGGAAAUGAUAGCAUCGAGAACAAAUCCCCUCAUUUCCUCCCCGACGACAUUCUCGCAUAUCUCUUGAAUCACCAGACGGAACCCAACCCAGCCUUCAACCAAAUGGGAGGAGGGUACGCUCAAAGCUACUUUGAGAAUACGCCCAAUUACGGGAGCAUCGCAUAUCUGGGCCCCCAAUGGGCGUCUAUGGGUUAUUUCCCGGCCGCCUCCCAACAGGUCAUGGCAGUCUCAAGCAUCCUGGAUCAGAACCUACCUGAGGCAACGAUUUCUGAUGAGAAGAGCAACGAAAUAUACGAGUUCAUCAGGGACCGGUUCAAUGAGAAUGGUCGUGCACCAGUGGAGAGACAACGCGACAGCAUCCUCGAAGGCGACCGAAUGCAGGACGACCAUAUGCUGAGCAAGCGGAUGAUGCAAGCCUACAUCGGAUCCUACUGGCUUCAUUUCAGCGACCAAAUUCCCAUUCUUCACAAGCCGACUUUCUCUCCCGAUAGGACACCUAAUCUCUUGCUUAUAUCGAUGAUGACGAUCGGAGCGGCUUGCCUCGAUAAGACGCACGGAACCGAAGUUACGCAGGCGGGGUCUAAGCUGUCGAACUUCCUUGCCUGGCAUAUCAGAUGGGAGAUUUUCAUGGAUCCCAACUUUAGGCCGCCAGCCAAACUUUGGGUCUUCCAGUCGCUGUUGUUGCUCGAGGUUUACGAGAAAAUGUAUUCGACGCGCGAACUGCACGAGCGAGCGCAUAUCCAUCAUGCAACUACUAUCACACUAAUGCGUCGUGGGCGCUCACUUAUCGGGAAGUCCGCUCUCGAUUCUCCGCCCAACCCGGUGGAUCAGAGGUCCGGGGGAGGGACAAACGGAUCUCGUCAAUCGUCAGCGUCAGGGGUGGCCACUCCGAAUGAAUGGUGGAACCACUGGAUCACCAAUGAGGCAACUCGGCGGGCGGCAUUUGCGGCCUUUGUCAUCGACUCGAUCCAUGCGACAAUGUUCGGUCAUUCCACGGUGAUGGUGGCGCAUGAGAUGAGGCUACCGCUUCCAUGCGACGAGGGGCUUUGGAAAGCAACGAGCAGCGCCGAGGUGGGCCGGAUCGAGAAUAAUUUACUAUCCAACAACAUAAAACCAAUAUCGUUCCUUGAGGGACUGAAACGUACGCUCAGCGGCGAGGAAGUGAGGACAAACUCGUUUGGACGUACUGUUCUCAUGGCCGGGUUACUGAGUGUGACGUGGCAUAUGAACCAGCGGGACCUCCAAGUGAACGUACUGGGAGGCGGUGUAUCGCAAGCGCUUGGUGGUCGUGACAAAUGGAGGGGAACGCUGAACAGGGCCUUUGACAGCUGGAAGAACGACUAUGACAAGGCGCUCCGGCUGGACGAUAACCUCAACGACCCUUACCGGUACGAAAUAGGUAGGCGAGACGACAGCGUCGCGAACGAGAAUAGGGUUGUUUUACACCACCUAGCACACAUGGCGAUGCACGUGGACGUUAUCGAUUGCCAGAUUUUCGCCAGAGCCAAACGCCUCCUCGGACGGACAAUUGGUCCGCAGGACCUCAAUAGCGCCCAGAGGAGAAUGAAGGAGCUUUGGGCGCCGUCGGCCAAGGCAAGAGACGCCAUGUUCUAUGCGCUUAAGUUCCUCUGUUCAGUUCUCAUGCCGGAAGCCAUUGGUGGCAGCCCGCAUGGUCCGGAACCUUAUUCGGCGAGAGACGACGUUUUACUGGAUCGGCCGUGGGUCCUAUACUUUGCUGCAUUAGUUGUAUGGUGCUACGGGUUCGCCACGGAAGGUGCGUGCCCGACGGCGCCUCAGCCCAGCAGUCGGGCAGAGAAGCUGCGACUCACGCAAGAAUACCUGCUCAAGUUCGGGGGCAUCCAGUCACCCGACGAUCUUAGGAUGGCCAAGGGCAUCAACCAUAACACGGGGUUGUUGAUGAUGCUCAAGGAUACCUUUCAAGGGACGAGGUGGGAGCUGCUCCACGAAGGAGCGAACCUCCUCAAUAACUGCAUCAAUCUCAACGCAGGCAGAUCAGUUCCGUGA
Messenger RNA from Scedosporium apiospermum, 3081 nucleotides. RefSeq lists its product as uncharacterized. The record is from RefSeq and is a predicted model, not a curated record. Lineage: Eukaryota; Fungi; Ascomycota; Sordariomycetes; Microascales; Microascaceae. Bases 1 to 3081 code for a protein of 1026 amino acids. Gene Ontology annotation, molecular function: RNA polymerase II cis-regulatory region sequence-specific DNA binding; zinc ion binding; DNA-binding transcription factor activity, RNA polymerase II-specific. The transcript has 3 exons. Gene Ontology annotation, cellular component: chromatin. Gene Ontology annotation, biological process: DNA-templated transcription; regulation of transcription by RNA polymerase II.